UUACUUCUUUAAUUGGACUAGUUAAUUAGAGCUCUGCAGUUGUAUGAAAUGAGUCACACAGACGACAUGUUUGUUUUUUAUCUUUAAAAUUUUCAUGAGUCAUGCCAUAUUAACAAUCGCGUUCUGCUGUCAAAUCGCUGUGCGGGAUUCCGUAGCGCUGUGUCUGCAGCAGCACUCUGCGUUUAGACAGCCGGUGAAACGCAGCGUUUUAAACACAGUCUGCGCGUUAAACUCUGCGAAAUCAAGAAUCAACGAUGAGUCGGAGUUACAACGACGAGCUUCAGUACCUGGAGAAGCUCAACAGCAACUGCUGGAGGAUUAAAAAGGGUUUUGUUCCCAACAUGCAGGUCGAAGGAACCUUCUAUGUGAACGACUCUCUGGAGAAGCUGAUUUUUGAGGAGCUUCGGAACGCCUCCCGGGGAGGAGGUGUGGGCGGAUUCCUUCCCGCUAUGAAACAAAUCGGGAACGUGGCGGCGCUGCCUGGGAUCGUACACAGGUCCAUCGGUCUCCCGGACGUUCACUCUGGAUAUGGAUUUGCGAUCGGAAACAUGGCGGCCUUCGACAUGAACGACCCUGACGCCGUGGUGUCUCCAGGCGGCGUUGGUUUCGACAUAAACUGCGGCGUCCGCCUGCUGAGGACGAACCUGGACGAGGGAGACGUUCAGCCGGUGAAGGAGCAGCUGGCCCAGUCGCUGUUCGACCACAUCCCAGUGGGGGUCGGGUCCAAGGGAGUCAUCCCCAUGGGGGCCAAGGACCUGGAGGAGGCUCUGGAGAUGGGGGUGGACUGGUCCCUGAGGGAGGGCUACGCCUGGGCCGAGGACAAGGAGCACUGCGAGGAGUACGGCAGGAUGCUGCAGGCCGACCCCAACAAAGUGUCCUCCAAGGCCAAGAAGCGAGGCCUGCCGCAGCUGGGGACUCUGGGAGCAGGAAACCACUACGCCGAGAUCCAGGUGGUGGAUGAGAUCUACAACGACUACGCCGCCAAGAAGAUGGGCAUCGACCACAAAGGUCAGGUGUGCGUGAUGAUCCACAGCGGCAGCAGAGGCCUCGGACACCAGGUCGCCACAGACGCUCUGGUUGCCAUGGAGAAGGCGAUGAAAAGAGACAAGAUCACGGUGAACGACCGGCAGCUGGCGUGCGCUCGCAUCAUGUCACAGGAAGGACAGGACUACCUGAAGGGGAUGGCGGCCGCGGGGAACUACGCCUGGGUCAACCGCUCGUCCAUGACCUUCCUCACCAGACAGGCCUUCUCUAAGGUGUUCGGCACCACGCCGGACGACCUGGACAUGCACGUCAUCUACGACGUUUCUCACAACAUCGCCAAAGUUGAGGAGCACAUGGUGGACGGGAAGCAGAGGACUCUGCUGGUCCACCGCAAAGGAUCCACUCGAGCUUUCCCCCCUCACCACCCCCUCAUCCCCGUAGACUACCAGCUGACGGGUCAGCCGGUGCUGAUCGGAGGGACGAUGGGAACCUGCAGCUACGUCCUGACGGGGACAGAACAAGGCAUGACGGAAACAUUCGGCACCACCUGUCACGGAGCGGGUCGCGCUCUGUCUCGAGCCAAGUCCCGCAGGAACCUGGACUUCCAGGACGUCCUGGACAAACUGGCCGACAAGGGAAUCGCCAUCCGGGUGGCUUCACCUAAACUGGUCAUGGAGGAGGCUCCUGAAUCGUACAAAAACGUGACAGACGUCGUCAACACGUGUCACGACGCUGGAAUCAGUAAGAAGGCGAUCAAACUGAGACCCAUCGCUGUGAUUAAAGGCUGAAGCAGCACGACUCGACUUCUAAAGACAAUUUGCACCAAACAAAGGAACUCAUUAUGUUAAAAACACAACCAGCUCGUGUACUGGAAUCGUGAAAAGCAGAUAGAUAUUCUUCCUAUUAUUUUGAUUUUGUUUUGGAAUGAAUUUAUGUUAAAGAAAAUGCAUCUGAGCAGAGAGAAAAAAUUUGAUUGAAAAUGAGAUUUCAAACCUGAAAGGAAAGUUUUGUUUGUGUUCUGUGAUCCAAAUAAAGGUGAUCACUUAAAACUGAAUUUAAUGUGAUUUAGGGUCACCAGAUAAAUCUGAGGGGUCAUGAGAUGAUUAAUGAGAGGAAAGAAGAAGAAUCAGUUUUUUUUUCAGUUUUUGGACUUUUAUCUUUGGAGGAACUGAAAACAACUCGAGACAUCUGAAACAUGACGAGGAGACACGGCUGGACGCUGUUUUUGUGGUCAGAAGACGAAAAGCUUUAAACAAGGAUUAUAUUUGAUGUAAAAUCUGAAUCUGCAAAGUAACUAAAGCUUUCAGGAAACUGUAGUGAAGUACAAUGUUUCCCUCUGAGCAACACGUCCGCAUACCUAAGCAACCAAAUAGGUUGUUAAAAUCUGUAAACUGUACAGCUGGUUUUCAGCAGAGGACCGUUCCAGAGAUUUGAUGGUAACCAUGUGACAUCACUUCGCUGUUGUUGAUGUGCCUUUUAUCCACAUGGCCAUAAACACACUUCUGUUUGGCUGUGAAGCAAUAAACACAGCAGGAAGUUCUCAUGAUAAGUAAACACUUUAUUGGUUCUAACAGAAAGUUUAUCGCCAUAUCAAAAAAAUAAAUCAACACAUUUCACCGUCAGAACAAAUUGAUUCAUUUGGCAAAUGAAAAGUUUUUAUAUGCGCAAACCUCUCUGCUGAAGAAAGUAAAAGCAGGCUGCAACAACCUUAAUAAUCAUCAAUAAACAUAUGAAACUGA
This is a messenger RNA of Micropterus dolomieu (smallmouth bass), 2723 nucleotides long. RefSeq names its product RNA 2',3'-cyclic phosphate and 5'-OH ligase (gene rtcb). Gene Ontology annotation, cellular component: nucleus; tRNA-splicing ligase complex. Gene Ontology annotation, molecular function: RNA ligase (ATP) activity. The transcript is spliced from 12 exons. Bases 255 to 1772 code for a protein of 505 amino acids. Gene Ontology annotation, biological process: tRNA splicing, via endonucleolytic cleavage and ligation. The record is from RefSeq and is a predicted model, not a curated record. NCBI's taxonomy places the organism in Eukaryota, Metazoa, Chordata, Actinopteri, Centrarchiformes, Centrarchidae.